Oryzias latipes (Japanese medaka) is the source of this 3234-nucleotide messenger RNA. It is a transcript of the gene dnajc27, whose product is annotated as DnaJ (Hsp40) homolog, subfamily C, member 27. The record is from RefSeq and is a predicted model, not a curated record. Gene Ontology annotation, molecular function: GTP binding; GTPase activity. NCBI's taxonomy places the organism in Eukaryota, Metazoa, Chordata, Actinopteri, Beloniformes, Adrianichthyidae.
CACUUUGCUGUAACCUUCAUAAUCACGAAGAAGUGUUAAGGAUGCAGGCUAUGGGGUUAGCAGGCUGUGACAUCUCUUCUUUAAAACUGUAACGUUUUACAACCCACAAUGGAACUCCCCGGUGUGAUUAAAUAAAACAAUUCACAGGGGAUUGUUGCAGAGUAAGCGUAGAGGCCGCCUGCUGAAGGCUUGCUCGUGCGAUUAGCCUCGUUCGUAGCUAAGCUGCCGCGCGCGCGUGCACAACAAGCGCGUCUGUUAUUAGCGGAGUCCAGAUGGAAACAACUGUCCCGAAAAGACGAGACAAAAAGUCUCUGCGGGUGAAGGUGAUCAGUCUGGGGAACGCAGAGGUGGGAAAGAGCUGCAUCAUCAAACGUUACUGCGAGAAGAGGUUCGUCCCCAAGUAUCUGGCCACCAUCGGGAUCGACUACGGCGUCACCAAGGUACAGGUUCGGGACCGGGAGAUCAAGGUGAACAUCUUCGACAUGGCCGGACACCCCUUUUUCUACGAGGUGCGGAACGAAUUCUACAAGGACAGCCAAGGCGUGCUGCUGGUGUACGACGUGGGCGUGCGCGAGAGCUUCGAGGCCUUGGACAGCUGGCUGGGAGAGAUGAAGCAGGAGAUGGGCUCUCAGGCCAACAUGGACAGCAUCGUGUUCAUCGUCUGUGCCAACAAGGUGGACUUAACGAAAAGAAGGGUGGUGGAUGAGGGCGAGGGCCGUUUGUGGGCGGAGUCCAGGGGCUUUCAUUACUUCGAGACGUCGGCUCAGAGCGGCGAGGGCAUCAACGAGAUGUUCCAGGCCUUCUUCUCCUCCAUCACCGACAUGUGCGAGAACGGCGGGAAGCGGCCCGUGUCUGAGGUCAGCGUGGGCUUCACCAAAGAGCAGGCCGACACCAUCAGGCGCAUUCGCAACAGCAAGGACUCGUGGGAUAUGCUUGGGGUGAAACCCGGUGCCACUCGGGAGGAGGUGAACAAGGCCUACAGGAAGCUGGCCGUCUUGCUCCACCCGGAUAAAUGCGUGGCGCCCGGCAGCGAGGACGCUUUCAAGGCGGUGGUGAACGCCCGUACCUCACUGUUAAAGAACAUUAAGUAAGAUACGCGUCACUGCGGGCUGAGGACUCACGACCGACGACUGCAGGAAACGCCACACCGACGUCUCAUUGAACCAACGCACGGAGAUGAGGGCUGCAGGGCUCCUGGUCACACGCUCAAACGAGAAUUCUGAAUGACAUUUUUCAUCCUUUUUCGGUUUGGAAUCUAAAAUGAGAGUUUUUUAAUUUAAAUCAUUUUUUUGUUUUCUAUUUUAAGAGCUGGACUACUAAGAAUUAAAAAAAACAGUUAAAGAAACCAUUUAAUUUAAUCUUACAUGAAAAAAGCUGCUGAAUUCAACAACUUAUUUGGAGUAAAGGUUAAUAUUAAAAAAAACUGAAUUAGAUCUAAAAGAAAAUUGACAAGAAAAAUUGUGAAAAACACAUUUCAAAAUAAAACAGAUUGUUAAAAACAGCUUUAGGAGAAAGCUUUUCAAAAUAAAAGAAGUCAUUGUGCUUAUUUAAUUGGUAUUUGUUUGGAGUUUAGAUGUUAGACAUAUUUUAAGUUAGAUCUCAAUAUUCUUCAAAGUGUACUUAUUCAAAACAUUAGAUUUAGUAUUUAUAUUUAUUAGAUAAAAUAUAUAAUUUAUUUUAACACUCAAAUAAUAUUAAACUAUAUUUUUGGCAUUAUUUGGGUGAGUGUCUUCCAGCUCCUGCGGCUCUUCUCUUCCUCUCAUCAGUGUUUCAAUGUUUCAAGUCCAGUCACGGUUUUACAUGUUGUUGUUGUUGUUGUUCACUGUUGUUUGAUGUUCUGCCAAAUCAUUAACGGUGAGAAAUGACAAAAAUCGAGUGCAUGUUGGAUUUGUCACUUCAUGUUCUUGAAAAGCUAAAGGAGGCUCCGCCUCUUCGUUGCACCUGCCCACAAGCCAAUCAGCGCUCUGGAGGACUCCAUCCAAAAAUGAUCCAUGUAAUGGAUUGAAGAGGAAAUGUGCAAUAUUUAUAAUUUUGUGUGUGUGUUUUUUUUUUUAAGUUAUUUAAUUAAACAAUUUGUGUCCAAAAAGUGUUACAAACGUACAAAACUUAGUUUUACGCAAAGAUUCGAAAAAAACUUUUUUUUCAUUAAAAAAGGUGUUCUCUAUUCUCUAUUACUCUAUUUCAAACUCUUUUUUUCUUUUCUUUAAAUUCCUGUACAUCUAUUGAGCUUGUUAAAGCUGCCAAUUUAUUUUGUUUGUUUUUGAAGUAAAACUUUUGCUGUUGGUUAGUUUUUUUUUUCCCGGUGUGCCGUCAGUUGCUGAUGAAAACACUAAGUGCUCAAAAAAAAAAAAGACAGAGGCUGUGUCCGAAUUCCUUCACUAUUCACUACAUAGUGCACUAUAUAGUGCGUUCGCCAUUUUGCAGUGCUGUCCGAGUCUACAAUUCCAAAACUGAGUGCCCUACAAAAUUUCCCAGAAGUCUCUGGGACAAACCAGUGUGCAUCGAUGCUCACUAGAUUGACGAAGAUAGACCACAAUACAUUGCGAUUAAACAAUUUUGCCAAAAACAUGUAUUUAACUUUUGGGAUCCAGUUUUGUUACAUUUUAUGCAGAUGACUACAGGUUUUUUUUGACCAACCAAUAUACUUUAUAUACUUUGAAAAUGCAUUUUCUUGUCAGCUAAAUUCACAAUUGUUGAACCAAGUUGAUUUUUAAACAUUUUCUUAUAUUUUCUCUAAUAAGAAAAAAAGAAAUUUAGUGAGCAUGGUGUCCAAAUUGCUUUCAAAAUUCAGGGCACUACAUAGUGCGGCACUAUAUAGUUUUUUUAGUAGUUAGGGUGGGAAUUUGGACAGAGCUCUAAUGUGUUUGUCUAUGCCUCUUGUUUCCUCCCUACCUCCAGCCCUUUGUUUCAUGUUUUCGCUGCGUUUCUCAGCGGACCGUCGGAUUCUCGUUCCUUUGAGUCACUUCUGGUCUGCAUGAUGGACGUUUCGUGUGCCAUCGAAACUCUCGAUGUUCACAGAACCACAAAAACUUCCUCAGCUUUUCACUGACCUUUGGUUUGGUUUGAACCUGGACUUGGAAUGGAACUUGUUUUGUGUCGCAAAAGGUUCUCUCACGCCCGUUGUUUACACGAUGAAGAUGAGCAGUUUCCUCCAACAGCAUGAACAUUUCCCAGGUUUACGUUUGUACGUGUGUGUCUGUGGUAACGGGAAUGAAUAAAGGCGCUCUCAUCUUC